AUAAUCCACCAUUGCUUUGAAAUCACGAUUGUUACUAAUGUUCGUGCCGUGAGCUCUUCUUCUUCACCGUUCUCAACAGUUUGUCUCCUUUUACAUUACACCAAGUAGAACGGUGAUGUGAAUGAAGAUAUAAACCAGUUCGCAUCACCUCCUCCAUCAUCGUCGUUUGGACGAUAUUUAGCAGUAGCAGCAGCAGCAUCAACAUCAGAGCAGCCAUCUAUUACACUCAAGACAUAUUCUACAAAGACUCUCUCCCACUGCCCCUCCACCAUCACAAUGGCCAUCACCACCUCUGCAGAAGACCGCGUCCCCCGCGGCGACGUCGUCGCCCCCUUAAACUUCUACGCUCCCCCCUCGGACGGCUCGACACCCCUCCAGAACAUCGACCCUCCCCCCGGCGUUCCCGAGCGCAACUUCUCUUACGAAACCCUCCCCAUCACCAUCCACGACAUCCGCACCAGCUCCGACCGUGAUCCCUCCUCCUUCACGCUCGACAACGACGCCUUCCAAAUCCUCCAAGGCCUGCCCCCCUCCGCCGAAGAAGACCCUGCAAAGAAUGGCGGCUCCAACUUCACCUCCGACGCCUCCAUCUCCCAACUCUACUACCCCGAAGUCACCUCCCUCUUACUCCAAAACAUCCCCGGGUCCAACAAAGUAAUCAUCUUCGACCACACCAUCCGCCGCACCACCCCCUCUGCGCCCCGCGGUCCCGUGCAGCGCGUGCACAUCGACCAAACCGCCUUCUCCGCCGCGCAGCGCGUGCGCCGGCACGCUUCCUCCCCCGAAGAGGCCGAGCGGCUGCUGCAAGGCAGGUACCGCAUCGUCAACGUGUGGCGGCCCCUCAACAAGGGACCGGUGGAAAGUUUCCCGCUGGCGUUUGCCAGUUCGCAGACGGUAAACGACAAAGAUAUCGUCCCUGUUGAACACAGGUAUAAUAAUGGGUAUACGGGCCAGACGGCGGGGGUGAAGCAUGAUGAAGGGCAGAAGUGGUACUUUUUGAGCGGGAUGACGGGGGACGAGAGGAUUUUGCUGGAGUGCUUUGAUAGUUGGGCGGGUAAGGAGGAGGAAGGGAAGAAGGUGAAGGGGGGACGGGUGCCGCAUACGGCUUUUGAGGAUCCGAGACAGAGGGCGGAUGCGGAGGGACGGGAGAGUAUUGAGGUGAGGGCGCUGGUUUUUGGACCUUGAGUUGGGGAGUGUUGCUUUGGGGGUGGUGAUUGAGGCAUGGUUGGAGGAUUCUGGGUGAAUCGGUCAUGUUUUGAUAGGGUUAAGGGAUGGGUUUGAGGUAUCGUAUGCAGAUAGAUGUUCGAACCAAUGUGUUCGGGACACUGGAAUUUAUCUUUGCUCUUCUGUUAAGCUAGUAACUUUUAGCGAUAUCUAAACAAAAUGACUAUCAGUCUUUCUCUUGUGAUGAGCUGAUGAAACUCAUCCUGCCAGUCGUUAUGUGGUUGCCGAAUCCGAUAUGGAUGCCUUGGAGGAAGAUAUGCAUAAAGCAAAGCGAAGCCUAGCUGGCUCCCAAAACACCAAGGCUAUGUCAAACAACAUGCGGUAGAACCACGAGAU
Molecule: messenger RNA, 1560 nt
Organism: Neurospora tetraspora
Lineage: Eukaryota; Fungi; Ascomycota; Sordariomycetes; Sordariales; Sordariaceae
Exons: 1
Coding region: 277-1185 (302 amino acids)
Molecular function (GO): oxidoreductase activity
Source: RefSeq, a predicted model, not a curated record